Exserohilum turcica Et28A is the source of this 2196-nucleotide messenger RNA. RefSeq lists its product as uncharacterized. The transcript has 2 exons. The record is from RefSeq and is a predicted model, not a curated record. Gene Ontology annotation, molecular function: serine-type endopeptidase activity. The coding region runs from base 114 to 1886 and encodes 590 amino acids. Gene Ontology annotation, cellular component: membrane. Lineage: Eukaryota; Fungi; Ascomycota; Dothideomycetes; Pleosporales; Pleosporaceae.
CCAUGCAAUGUUGGCCACGGCGCAUGCCCGAAGCCCAGAGACUAUAGGCGUAUAGUCUGAACAAUUCACCUCGUGUGCACGACUGCCUGGGCUGGACAGGGCCCGAGUACGCCAUGUCGCUGCUCCGGCCGACAUGCGCUUCACUUGCACGGCGGCUCUGCACCGCCCAAGCACCCAUUGAACACUCGUCCACAUCCCCGCUACUGGCCCUCAUCCAGCGCCAUCGAACAUCACGGCCGCAAUGUCGCUUCUUUGCUUGCACGCCCCGCUAUCGAGCCAGAGUCAUAGACACACCGCGAAACCCCACCGUCCCGCAGUCCCGCAAGCGCACCGUACGAAUAGGCCCGCUGCCCGACGGGCCAGUCGGUGACGCAACAAUACAGCGCAUCUUUGGCUGGAAGCUGUCGCCACAGGACGGCAACAAUGUCUUGCGCAUCCUGCACCACCGGCGGACAGUCGGCUCUCUAGCCGACUAUGGCGUGGACAACCUAGGCAAGCAGUACACGCACGUGAGCCGGGAAACCGCACUCAAGGGGCUCGAAUGGCUGCGGACAGAGUACCCGAUAGACGAGGCGCGCGCAGCAGAAGAAUGGGCCGAGAAGGAGGCCAACCGCAUCGCCUACGAGCUAUGGCUAGCAGACCCGGAGACCGAGUCCAAGUACAAGGACCCCGCCCGCGCCUUUCGGGAGAAGAUGGAACAGGAAGAGCAGGAGCGGCUGCGCCAGGAAGGAGAGGACCAGAAGAUUGGCAUUCUGCAUGCGGGCAAGAGUCAGUUUGAGCUCAACAUUGAAGAGAAGAGGAGAGCGCGGUUGGAGGAAAUCACAAGAAUAGCAGAGGAGAAGGAGCAAAAAGAGCGCGAGAUGGAGGAGAAGCUCGCCAGCGGAGAGUGGGUGCGUACGCCAACGGGCACGCAGCUCAUGAAGCCUGGUCAGACAACGUACAUUGAUGUCUUUGGCCGUGAACAAGUCAGCCGAAGGAAAGAAGAGAUGGAAAAGUACAACAAGGCCGCCCAGGUGACAGAUGCGAAGACCCCGGAAGAACUACUGGCUCAGACUACUCUCGCACAGCGUCUCUCCCCCAUGACGGCCUUUGUCCUCGUCACCGUCAUCCUCUCCUGGGCUUUCGCAUACUACUACCUGCCGCCGUCGCCCGAGUACCGCCUCUUUCCAGACCUGUCUCCCAUAACUGCCACCAUAGGCGCUCUGGUCGUGACAAACUGCGUCGUGGCAAUUGCAUGGCGAAUCAUGCCCCUCUGGCCCUUGAUGACGCGCUACUUCAUGCACGUGCCCGGCUACCCACGCGCGGUGCAGAGCGUCUUGAACAUCUUCAGCCAUAUCCAAUACGAGCACCUGAUCGCAAACAUGAUGAUGCUGUGUCUCGUCGGCCCCGCGUGCUGCGACCUGGUCGGGCGCGGCAUCUUCAUGGGCACGUACGUCAGUGCCGGAGCCGUUGGCACACUCGCCUCGCUCUACUGGGCGAAUCUCGGUCGCGGAAACAUCACGGCGCAUUCUGUGGGCGCCUCCGCCGCCAUCUGGGGCAUCUCGGCCCUCUACUGCCUUCUCACCGACCAGGAAACCAUCAAGAUCCCGCUGCUGCGAGACUCGGAAGUGGCGUUUUGGCCAAAGAUGCUGUUUGCCGCCUUUGUCGUGCUCGAAAUACACUCGGCCCUGAGGAAGCGCUCCAGCAUGGAUCAUGCAAGCCAUUUUGGCGGCAUGUUCGUGGGCAUGGGCACCGCCGGAUACUUGAGGGCUACGGGCUGGCACGACAGAAAGCUGAGUGUGGAUGUGGAGAGGGCGGACAACCCAGACAAGACAGUGGUUGUGGGUGCCAUGGCCAAGGAGGGGAUUAAAGAGAUCAAGAAUAGUCUUGUUGGAGGCUCAAAGUAACCAAGUAACACAUGGCUCUGGCUCUUGCAUACGCGAGUUCGAUGAGACUACAAGAGUUUCAAUUGCUCCUCUGACUACUCAUUGUAUUAUAUCUUGAUUGUACAACUCCCCAUGAUCUACGACUUGCGUUGGCUUCAUCAACUACACUCUUAGCAACUAUGAAGAAGAAGAAGAAGAAGGAGGAGGAAACUUGAGUAAAACACCCACGUUCAUGCCUAUAACCAGCCGAACCAAGUCCCAAUCCCCAUUUUCCCCUACACAAUCCAUAACCACUAUGCCCGUGCUGCCAUCGCCACUCUUUGCCUUUCUC